Anthonomus grandis grandis is the source of this 2696-nucleotide messenger RNA. RefSeq names its product vacuolar-sorting protein SNF8 (gene lsn). NCBI's taxonomy places the organism in Eukaryota, Metazoa, Arthropoda, Insecta, Coleoptera, Curculionidae. Gene Ontology annotation, cellular component: ESCRT II complex. The record is from RefSeq and is a predicted model, not a curated record. Gene Ontology annotation, biological process: protein transport to vacuole involved in ubiquitin-dependent protein catabolic process via the multivesicular body sorting pathway. The coding region runs from base 683 to 1834 and encodes 383 amino acids. The transcript has 2 exons.
CUUGGAGGAGCUCAGGACAAGACUUAUUAAUGCCAGAGGAAAACGAAAAGAACACCAAGAAAUAUCCAAGGAUGAUUUGCUUAGAGCAGCCCAAAAAUUAAAAAUAUUUGGAAGUGGGUUUAAUGUUAUUCCAUAUGGAAGAGGAAAAAAGUUCCUGUAUACCAGAUGUUCGAAAAAGUCGACCAGAACCUGCCAAUGUUGGAGAUGUUCAACUUCCACCCUAGCCUAUGAAGUUGAAUUUUAGGAGGGAGGAGUUAUGUGACUAGCUACCCUGUACAACCAUGGAAGCCACUAGCUGCUGACCCUGCAAUUUAUUACAACAAAACUGUUUCAUUGUUUAUUAUCGAGUUAGUCAAUUGAAGUCGCUAAGACAAUUAGCAUGUAAUUUUAAAUUAAUUAAUUUUCAAAUAAAAUAAUAUUUUUUAAAAAGGCAUUUUUGUUGUUAAGUUAGUUAAAUAGUGUUAACAAAGUUUUCCAUAACUAAAUCUAAAAGUAAAAAUGUUCCACGCAAAUUAGGCUGUAUUAUGACUGGAAUAUUCUUUCUGACAACGUUGAUUCAGAAUUCUCUAGAUUUGUAAAAACGCUAUCUAGUCUUUCUCACAAAUCCUUUCCUUUGAGACCUCUUAAAAAGAAGGAACAUAACCCCUGGUCUACCCAAGGCUUGCGUACAUCUGCUAAGAACAUGCGCUUAUUAUCUCAUCUUAAGACAUUUGCAGACAGCGCUUUUUUUCAUGAAUACGUAAGACUUUACAAAAAGAUUUAUCAGAGAACUUUAAAAGCCGCCAAGGAUAUUUACUAUAAUAGGAGACUGGCUAAAUCUAAAAAUGUGGCUAAGAAAACAUGGUCGAUUGUUAAUGCUUUGAGAAAUAAGCCUUCUUUGUCGAAUACUCCACUUCAUCUGAGAACCUUGCCACAUUUACAAAAUGAUUAUUUUGUAAAUGUGGCAAAUAAUUUAAUGAGUACCAUAACUCCUUCCCAUGGUCCACUUUCAUAUCUUCCCAUUGCAAAUGAGAAUUUCCACAGCUUCUUCUUUACGCCCGUAGUGUUACCAGAGCUUUGCAGUUCAAUUAGGGAAAUCAAAAACAAAGGCUCUUCUGGAAUUGAUGGACUUACUCUCAAAAUGUUUUCAAAUCUGCCCGAAUGUACAUUAUGUCAUCUUAUUACUCUAAUUAAUCAGUCUUUUCAAAAAGGUGUUUUUCCUAACUGCCUUAAGUUGGCGAUAAUAAUUCCACUACAUAAAGGAGGAGACAAAGAUCAGUCUUCCAACUAUCGCCCUAUCGCUCUUCUUCACACACUUUCAAAAAUUAUUGAAAGUUUGGUUAGAAAAAGACUUCAAUCAUUUUUGCUAAAAUAUAAAAUACUUACUUCCCAUCAAUUUGGAUUUUUAAAUAACAAAUGCACAAAUGAUGCUAUGUUUUCUCUUUUUAAUAAUGUAUACUCUAGCUUAAACAACCAACACCCUACAGCAACAAUUUUCUGUGAUUUUUCUAAAGCCUUUGAUUGUGUUAAUCAUGACAUCUUAUUAAAAAAGUUGCAAUAUUACGGGUUCAGAGAAGCGCCUUUUGAAUGGUUUAAGUCGUAUCUCAGUAACAGAAGUCAAGCUGUGAGAAUUGAUUCGACUAUGUCUUCUUGCAAGCCAAUACAAAGUGGAGUGCCUCAAGGUUCCGUACUUGGCCCUAUUUUGUUUCUUAUCUUCAUCAAUGACAUUGCUAAUCUAAAUAUUAACGGUAAAGUCUGUCUAUUUGCUGAUGAUACUAGUUUUACCUGGAGUGAUCCGGAUAUUUCUACACUUCAUAGAACCGUAUCAAGUGAUUUAACUACUAUCAAAUCAUAGUGCGACUCCUAACUCUACUAAUCUCCUAUGUCUCAACAUUUCCAAACCUAAAAUGUUGUCCUAUAAAAAUACCUUGCAAUCUUUUGUACUUGGUAACGCAACAAUCGACGAAGUUGAUUCUGUAAAGUUUUUAGGGCUAACUGUUGACAACUCGUUAAAAUGGGACACACCUAUUGACUCUUUAUCAAGAAAAUUAAGUUCCGCUUGUUUUGCGUUAAGAUCAAUUUCUAAGGAGCUUAGCCUGUCUACUUCUAGAACAGUUUAUUUUGCCCUGUUUGAAUCGCACUUUCGAUACGUCCUUCCAUUCUGGGGUACAUGUAGUGCAACUCAAUUUGACCGUAUUUUUAGACUACAAAAGAGAGCUUUACGUUAUACACUGAGACUUAAAUACAGAAGUCAUUGCCAGCAUUUCUUCAAAAAAAUUCAAAUAUUAACUUUUCCAUCUUUAUUCAUAUUUGAGUCCGUUUGUCUAAUACGCAAACACGGUUCAGCAUCUGAUAGGCCUUCCCAUAGUUAUCCACUUAGAAACACGGAACAUGAUCUAUACCUGCCUACCCCACAUUCAGAGUUGGUCAAAAGUUCCAUAUUAUAUAAUGCAAAAAAAAUGCACAAUCAUCUGCCAUUGGAAAUUAAAUCCAUCACAUCUUUUUUUGCAUUUCGUAAAGCAUUAAAAGCAUUCUUACUGGAGAGAGCUUUUUACACAGUUAACGAUUUUUUUUUGUAAUCAUUGAUUUGAAAUUUCGGACUAGCUGAUUAUGUAUUUUUACUAUCUGUACAUGUUUAGGUAUACUGCUUUGUGUAGCUAUUUUAGGAUUUUUUAUAAUUUUUUACUUUUUUAAACAUUUUUUACAUUUUUUUUUUA